Molecule: messenger RNA, 1062 nt
Organism: Jaminaea rosea
Lineage: Eukaryota; Fungi; Basidiomycota; Exobasidiomycetes; Microstromatales
Product: mitochondrial carrier
Exons: 1
Coding region: 1-1062 (353 amino acids)
Biological process (GO): transport
Molecular function (GO): transmembrane transporter activity
Source: RefSeq, a predicted model, not a curated record
AUGUCCAAGCAGGAAAUCGACUCACUCCUCUGGGACUAUCGCACAGUCUGCACGGCGGGAACGGCCUCCUUGGUCUCGACAAUGGCCAGCUUCCCAUUCGACAGUCUGAAAUCGCGCCUCCAAGUCAAGUAUUAUCCCAGCAUCUGGAGCUGCGCAAGGGCCGUAGCCCGUGAAGAGGGGAUCGGAGGCUUCUUCCGCGGAGUGACGAUCCCGCUCAUCACGAUUAGCUUCGUGCGGACGUCGAGUUUCAGUAUAUACGUGAACACAAAACAGGCGCUGCAUCAACGGGGGUAUGCCAAGGACAAAUCGAGGCUCAGAGACGUAGCGUUGAGCGGGAUGGCGGGAGGAGCUACGAGUGGGAUCAUCAUCAGCUGCGGAUCGGCGCCCUUUGAACUGGUCAAAGUGCAGAGGCAAUUGGAGUACCUUACUGCGGUACAGAAGGGCCUCAUCGGCGAAGCGGGAGCAUCAAAUACUGGUGGGGCGGCAGGAUCACGGCGGCCCUCACCGCCUGCCGCCAAGUACAAACCACAAUCAGGCUUCGCAGCUGCGUCCGACAUCUUACGCAAUCACGGCGGGAUCCGUGGCUUCUACAUUGGGUUUCCCCUCCACCUCACGCGAGAUACGCUCGGGACGAUGCUUUACUUUGGAUCCUACGACUCGAUACGAAGCAUGGUGGGGCGAUACUCCAAAGACGGCACACUGUUCGGCCUACCUUCGCCUGUGGUCUCCUUCCUCUCCGGCUCGACAGCGGGCAUAGCAUCGUGGCUCCUCGUGUACCCGGUGGAUCUUCUCAAGACGAAUGUGCAGCAGCGUACGCUCAGUGGGCAUCCUCAGCAGUUGACGGGAUAUCAGCUCUUUACACACCUCUUGCGCGAGAGACCGCCGCCGGAAGGCUCGCUGGUUAGCAAGGACACGCUCGUGCGGCGCUUCUUGCGCCUCUACCGCGGUUUGGGGGUGUCGGCGCUGCGCAGCUUCAUCAGCCAUGGGCUGACAUGGACGCUGAUUGAGAGCUUGAGCGACAGGUUAGAGAGGCGGACGGGCAGAAAGAUGAGGGAGACGUAG